Messenger RNA from Penicillium olsonii, 801 nucleotides. The record is from the annotation of a GenBank genome assembly. NCBI's taxonomy places the organism in Eukaryota, Fungi, Ascomycota, Eurotiomycetes, Eurotiales, Aspergillaceae.
AUGUCCGAAAAAGUGAAGGAUGCUGUGGCCGCCGAGGCGAAGACCACCCGGAUACUUGUUCAAGAAAUAGUGAUGUCCGGCGCAUACCUAUAUCCGUUCAAGGGAAUCUUUUUCUUCGCGACCCACAAAGAUCUAUGGCGCCCUUUCAUCGCCCGCGCCGGGCGCACGAUCACCCUCGGAGUGGGGGUAACGAGUGCGAUGUUCUUCUUCACAUACGUGCCGCAGAUGGCUAUCAUGGCUUUCACCAACGGCCCGCUAGCCGCUAUUUCGGCAGCCAUUUUAGUCCUCAGCGAAAGCUCCGCCAUUACUAAUGUCUUGUCGCGAUCAUUCCUCGUCGAGGACGCUCUGAUCGACACCUUCGACGGUACCCUCGUCGCCCGUGACCAGGAGCCUCUUGUCGCCCAAGGUCGCGAAAUCAAAUCACGAUCAGGCGGACGAGAUGCGAUGGCGAGACUCGGAAAGAUAUUCACUCGACCUUUGGCGAGGAUGCAUCCACGAGCGCUGCUGCGGGCCCUGAUCAUCCUACCCUUGAACCUCAUCCCCGUUGUCGGAACCGCGUUGUAUGUUUUCGUGCAAGGAAAGAGGGCGGGGCCUGGAUUCCAUGCGAGAUAUUUCCAGCUCAAAGGGUGGAACUCUACGCAGCGUGAGGAGUGGGUCAACAACAACCGGGCUGCGUAUACUGGACUUGGCAUGGCUGCGUUCCUCCUGGAAAUGGUACCAUUCGCGUCAAUGGUCUUCUCAUUUACCAAUACCGUCGGUGCAGCAUUAUGGGCUGCUGAUUUGGAGAAAGCAACGAAGUAA